AUGCGUUUUGAUCGGGAACCAGAUCGUUCUCCUUCACCAUCACCUCCACCAUUCAACGAUGAAAACAACAAUGAUGAUGUUGAUGAUGAAACUGAACUGCAAGCAAGCAUUGCUGAGAAAGAGGUCGAGAUGAGACAAACACAUGAAUUACUCAAUGAACGAAUAAGACAAGCCCAAGUAACACUUGCUCAACUUCGACAGGUCAAUCAUCUUUUACAGCAGUUCAAGACUCUUGCGCAUGAUGAUGUAAAUAAAAAAAGUUGA
This is a messenger RNA of Rotaria sordida, 264 nucleotides long. NCBI's taxonomy places the organism in Eukaryota, Metazoa, Rotifera, Eurotatoria, Philodinida, Philodinidae. The record is from the annotation of a GenBank genome assembly.